Ochlerotatus camptorhynchus is the source of this 7773-nucleotide messenger RNA. It is a transcript of the gene AdamTS-A, whose product is annotated as ADAM metallopeptidase with thrombospondin type 1 motif A. The coding region runs from base 1555 to 6894 and encodes 1779 amino acids. The record is from RefSeq and is a predicted model, not a curated record. The transcript has 23 exons. Gene Ontology annotation, biological process: proteolysis; extracellular matrix organization. Gene Ontology annotation, cellular component: extracellular matrix. Gene Ontology annotation, molecular function: metalloendopeptidase activity; zinc ion binding. NCBI's taxonomy places the organism in Eukaryota, Metazoa, Arthropoda, Insecta, Diptera, Culicidae.
UGGCAGCUCCUGAACGUGUGUGUCUUGUGGCAGAGAUCAGGAAGGAAGGAAUUUUCGCAGGACUUUGAUACUUGUGUGUUUUUUGUUAACGCGUACGCACUAUAGUUGUUGAGUUUGUUACUUGUUUGAAGAACUUACGGAAGCAGUUUGUGAUUUUUUUUUGUGAAGGUAGCCGGACUUGUGUGAAGUUAUUAUCGUGAGAUAUUUGGUAGUUGGGAAGGUCUCUGGUUUCAUUCAUUGAAUUUGAAUUCAUUCACGACGAUCGACGAUCAUUCACAGGGGUCUUGCCACAAAAUCGGAGAAACGAUUGGUGGGUGAUAUGUUCUGAAGAACUGCUUGCACCCAAGGCUUCCAUCUAGGAGCGUCCAUAGUUACUGUAGUAGUUGGUUGGUUGAGGUUUAUGGAGUAGAACUCGCGGUUGGGGAAUUGCUGCGGUUUGCAAAGUUCCAAUUACAAACCUGGAUCGCGUGUCGUGUCUCUGAAUAAAAAUCCAUUAAACGGUGCUUUCCGGUGUAUGUGCGCCUGAGCUGCUAGCCAGCACGAUCGAUUUCAGGUGGGCUGGUUGCACCUUUGGCGAGAAGAGGAUCCGAUCGCGAAGAAGAUGAUCGUGGUGCCAUAUGUGUUGGUGGAAUAAUAGGAGGGCAAGAAUAUGAUCGAAGCCGUGUUGAAUAUUCAUGAAAAUUGAUUUUUUUUUACGUAUUCAACCUGUUUUUUGUUGAGCUCUUGUGCACUCUCCGUUCGAUUGUGUUGGCCGUAUCAUGAUAGUGAAUUUAUUCGCGGGCGCACUGGUUGAAGAAGAUUAAGACUUCGGAAAAGUAGUGAGAAUCAACGUGCAACCGGUGAGAACAGUGAACCGAAGUGACAUUUCGCGCGCUCUCACGGAAUGUGUGAAAUUCACGAAAAUAAAGAAAAUCCCACAUUUGUGAUCGAGAAGAAAAAUUACUUACUGUGAAGCGUCUCUGUCGGCUGCCGAAAAAGGGGUGAGAAAAUCGGCAAUAAAACGAAAAUAUUUAUAAAGCGCGGCUUUUCACCGAAAACGAGUUGUGGAAAAAUAGCAACUGGUGGCUUAGUUCGGUAGAUGAUUUAAUGAGAAAGUAAAUUACCACGCGCACCCAGGGGAAGUUAGUGUGAUUCGUGCCGAAUCAGGUUGAAGCGAAGAGAAUUGCCGAAUCGGUGUCCUGGUCCGGUCGUCCGAUCUGUUGACGGAAGCGAUAAAAUUCCGAAUCUUGUCUGUGUUUCGUUUUUACGAGCAUCAUCGGCAAAUCGUGUACUAGUGGAAAGCCAAACACACUGGCAAGUAGUUGUAGGCGGGUUUUGCCGGUCCGGUUCGGGGGUGUUUGCUUCAGUUCGCAACAGCCGCUUGAUGCACGCUGACACGUGAAAACCGUGGGGUCGUGAAAUUCCGCCGGCGCGCGGGCCCCUCACAUCAUCCCCCGUUCUACUAGAUUCGAGUUUGCGGACCCUGGCAGUGACCAUUGCCAGGGUGGUGGUGCUGCUGCUGCUUUUGUUGCUGCGGAACAGGACAACGACCUCUUGCGUCGGUGCACCACGACGAUGACGACCCUCUGGUCUUCGUCCAAAUGUAUAAUCUACACCGUGGUCGGUGCGCUCGUGUUGAUAAUAGUGACGUUAAUAGUGACUUAUAUGCAGCACCAAGGGAGCACCAGUCCACAACCACAUCCGGCGCCUCCUCCCGGGUUGGGGGCAGCCGUGGUUGGGGGUGCAAGUGCGGGAAAUAGUGCUACCGACAGGACAAGUGGGACUACACAGCAGCCGGGUAGUGAUGCAGUGCCGGGUUUAGUGUCGGAAACGCCUCCCGGUGGUGGAGGUGGAGGUGCGGGUGGAGUGGAGAAUACCAGCGGAUUAUCAGAUGCAGAUUCUCCCAUUCUGCGAAGGCCGCAGGACGGCAGUAGCAGCUCCAACGGUUCGCCUUUGAGUGCCGCCGGCGGUAAUGAUACGACGGCAAUGGUCGGGGGAUCGCCAUUGGAUUUCGACGAAGGAAUCCCUCUGUUGCACGAUCCAUCCAAGUCGGAUGUUGUCUACAUCAAACCCACCAAGAUCCUGGCGCAGCUACACGACAACGAUCUGCUGUACGACUCCAAGACGAUGAGUUCCGAAACUACCGGAGCACAUCUCGCACCCAAGUUCCACCGGACGGGACUGUUCCGCAACCGAUCGUCGCGCAUCUGGGAUCCCCAUCCGGAGUACGAGAUCGACGCAUUCGGCCUCAAGAUGCACAUCAAGCUGUCCCACGAUCGCAGCUUUAUGCCUGAAGACAUUAAGGUGACACACAUCUUCUCAUCGAACGAAACACUCCGCAGGCCGGAAGACCACAUGGACCACGACGAGCUGCAGCGGUGCUACUACAAGGGCCGGGUGGUGGGCGAUGACAAGUCCGCCGUCGCCGUUUCGCUCUGCGAGGGAAUUAGAGGACACAUUCGCACCUCGUGGGGCUCAUUCUUCAUCGAACCGUUGCAAAAGUACUCGAACGAGGAUACCAACAUUUGGCACGCGCUCUCCCGGGAACGGGGAGUGGUGGAGAAUGCCGUCGACAGCUUGGAACGGGACGGUCCGACGGCACAGGAUGAUGGCAGUAACUGUGCCGUCGAUACCGAGCAGGAAGAACACGACAAGCAGCUGGAAGACAUUGAACUGACAGACGGAAGCCCGGUCGGUGACGGCGAUGGACAGCGCCACGGUCGCAGCCCAAGGAGCAAGCGAAGCACGGCGCACAUUGCGAACAACGAGUACACAAUCGAGGUGCUGGUGGCGGUGGACAAGAAGAUGCAGGAGUACCACAAGGAUACGCUCAAGUCGUACGUGCUGACGUUGAUGUCGAUCGUUUCCAGCAUUUACGCCGAUGCCAGCAUUGGAAAUUCAAUUAAGAUAGCAGUGGUGCAUAUUUUGUACCUCCACCAGGAUCUGGCCGCGCACAGCACACUGGAUCUCAACGGCAGCAAAGGCGUAUCGGCAUCCGAAAUGUUGCAGGCGUUCUGCCGUAUCAAGCAGGCUUCCAACUUCCACCACGACACAGCAUUUCUACUGACGCGGGAGCAAAUCUGCCGGCAUCAGAUGAAGUGCGACACGCUGGGACUGGCCGAACUGGGAACCAUGUGCAAGCGGUCCUCGUGUGCGAUCGUUCAGGAUAACGGACUGUCGGCGGCGUUUACGAUCGCACACGAACUGGGACAUGUACUGAGCAUGCCCCACGACGACGACGUCCGAUGUGGUCCAUUUAGAGGCGAAGGCAGCGGCAAGCAGAACAUCAUGUCCCGAAUGCUCGAUCAGAACACGCACCCCUGGUCAUGGUCCAACUGUUCCCGGCACUUUGUCACCGAGUACCUGGAGCAAAACCACGGCAGCUGUAUGCUGGACAAACCAAAGACGGACCUCAUCGAGCCAUCCUCCACGCACACGAAGCUAGCCGGCGAGAAGUUCAACAACAACCAACAGUGCGAACUUGUGUUCGGGAACGGGUCCCGCAUCUGCUCCUACAUGCCGGUCUGCGAACGACUGUGGUGUAACAACGGAGACGAACUGCUCGGCUGUCGGACGCAACACAUGCCGUGGGCCGAUGGCACCAGCUGCGGCGAGAACCAGUGGUGCCAGAAGGGCAAGUGUGUCUACGUGAACCGGAAGGCACUGCAACCGCAGGACGGUGGCUGGGGCCAGUGGAGUCCGUUCAGCGAAUGCAGUCGCAGCUGCGGUGCGGGUGUGCAAAUAUCGACGCGAAACUGCGAUUCGCCUCCACCGGCGAACGGGGGCAAAUACUGCACAGGGAUGCGAAUGCAGUACAGAUCUUGCAAUACGGAGGAUUGUCCCGAGAGAACUUUGGACUUCCGGGAGGAGCAAUGUCACGAAUUGGAUGGUAACAACUUUGAAAUACCUGGUCUGGAGAAGGAUGUCAAGUGGAUUCCGAAGUAUGGAGUCAAAGCGGAGGACCAGUGCAAGCUGUACUGUCGGGUUAAGGACUCAAACAACUAUUUUCUUUUGAGAGAUAAGGUGAAGGAUGGUACGCCUUGUACGCAUCCACAUGAGUCGUACGAUAUGUGCAUCAAUGGGCAGUGCAGAAGAGCUGGUUGCGACUAUGUGUUCGACUCGGACGCCACGAUGGACAAGUGCGGAAACUGUCGAGGCACCAACGACACAUGCAGCGAAGUCAGCGGAAAGUUUCCGUUUUCCAAAAUGGCGUACUCGCAGAAGAAGCCUCAGAAGAUUGUCCGGAUACCGCGAGGUGCUACCAAUAUUGUCAUCAUCCAGCCCGGGUAUAAGGAUGAUGGAAAUUAUAUAGCUUUGCGAGACGAGAAUUACGAGUAUAUUUUUAAUCCACCGAAAUCGACGGUGGUGUCCGGAUUCAAAAAGCGGCUUUUUGCCGGAGUCAUGCUUGAGUACAAUGGGCCAGAUGAAGAGGUGGAAACGAUUAGAUCGGACUAUGGUCGACCUGUGAAGCAGGAUUUGAUCGUCGAAGUCAUCUUCUAUGCGAAGAUGCACCCGGUCAGUGAAAACAUUGUCGAAUACAGCUAUACUAUUCCGAUCGACCGUCAAACGGUGGCGGUAUCCAAGAUUCCUUCCCACGUGCAGCAGAAUCCUAGUCAGAACACGAUUCCGAACUACCAGUGGAAGAUGUCCGAUUGGAGCAAAUGUGAUCAAAGUUGUUCCGGUAAGCGGCACCGAACGGCCGGAUGUUUCGAUAUCGAAACAGGCAAAGAGACACCCAUAUCGAACUGUAGGAACAGUGCCAAGCCGAGGGAGGACUACGAACCAUGCAAUACGGAGUGCAAAUUUGAAUGGGAAGCGACCAGUUCGGAGUGUUCAAAUUCUUGUGGUGAAGGCUUCAAGAACGUCCAGUACCAGUGUGUUCAACGGUACAUCAAAACCCAGCAGACCAACCCGGUUGAUCCGGCCUACUGUUCCAACAUUCGUAAGCCGAGCACUUUGGAGAAGUGCCACGGACCAUGCCCGGAUGCAACCUGGUCCUACAGCGAUUGGGAACCGUGUUCGCGAACGUGUGGUGGUGGAAGGCAGAACCGUACCGUCAGCUGUCUGUCGUCUCCGGAAGGUUUCCGGAUAAGCGACGACUUCUGCGCCAAGCAACCGAGAGAGGAAACCUACCGUCGCUGCAACACCGACAACUGCCCCGAGUGGGUCACAGGAGAACUGACACCGUGUUCGGUCACCUGCGGGGAAGGACAACAACGGUAUGCUAUCCACUGUGUACUAAACAAUGUUAGCGUUAAUGCGGCCCUGUGCGGCAUUCGGCCGGUGGCCGUUAUUGUCAACUGUACCAUGCCACCCUGCGAGAAGAAGCAAGACUCCCCUACCUAUGCAUACUCGGCCUAUGAAACGAAGCCCAUCGUCGCUCGGCAGGACAGCAACUACUACUCGGCAUUAAACACACCCAUCACCUACCAGAAUGGGUCCUCCGAUCCCUACAAGUGGUGCACCGGCACCUGGAGUAUUUGCAACGCCAAGUGCAACGGCGGUUUCAAGCGGCGGAAGGUGCAGUGCUGCUACAAGUCCAACGAAUCGACCGUGGACGAUCGCUACUGCCCCGCGGACAACAAGCCCUCGGAACAGACCAACUGCGGUAACUUCCGCUGUCCGGUGUGGAACUUUGGCCAGUGGGGUGAGUGCAAUGACGAUUGCAAGCGCUAUCGUCAGGUGCUAUGUCAAGAUCACCGCGGCAAGGAGAGUAACGAAUGCCCAUUGAACCAGAAACCGCCUGAAGUGGAGUCGUGUUGCCAUUUCAGAUGGAGGAUUACUAACUGGAAGCCUUGUAAUGUGACGUGCGGUGGUGGCGAUGGUUACCGUACCGGCGAACGUGUCUGUAUGCGUCUAUUCCCGAAGUCUGUCGAAAAUCCGCACCCGGUCAAGACCGGCCGUAAGGUCGAUGCCAAGUACUGUGCCCACGCAAAGAUUCCACCGGCCAAGAAGCUGGUCCGCAAAUGCAAAACCUGCCAGUUCCGGUGGGAGGUAUCCCCAUGGUCUAAGUGUUCGGUUGGCUGCGGAGCCGGCCUGGCAACGCGUAAUGUUACCUGUAGCAAUGGGCGCUCCACUGCGCACGUUUGCGACUCCAAGCACAAACCUAGCAACGUGAAGUCAUGUGAAACGCACGGCUUCUGCCGCUGGAGCACCGGACGAUGGAACAGAUGCAAGUGCGACGGAUUCCAACGACGAAGCGUCAAGUGCUACGACGAGUUGACGAAAACGGAAUCGAACCGAUGUCCGGAGCCGAGACCCGGCCAGAAGCGAAAGUGUUCCCCGGCGGCGGACUGCCGCCCGAGGUACAGCAAAACGGUGACCUAUACCUGUCACGACGUCCAGCGGACUCGAAGGACCCGGCUGGACGGGGAAUACACGUUGAAUGUCACAGGCACCCCGGUCAGCAUCUACUGUCACAAUAUGUCAUCGAAUGCGCCGACCGAAUAUCUUACAUUGAAGUCAGGCCUCCUUGAGAACUACGCCAUCUACAUCAACAAGCGGGCAGCCAAUGCGGGUGUAUGUGCUCCGUCCAAGGCCGACUGGGUGGACGAGAGCAUAAGCUACGGAGCGACGCACUACCGCAAGAUUCGACUCAACAUCCACACCCUGCAGGUGCUAGCGGACGAUCACCGAUUUACCGACCGUUCCGGAAAGCCCCAAUCGUUCGGCUCGGCCGGAGAUUGCUACAGCAACACCGGCCAGUGUCCGCAGGGAGACUUUUCGAUCAACCUGGAGAACACUCCCUUCCGGAUACGACCCCGUACCCAGUGGGAAACGAAGGGUCAAAAUGCGGUGCUAAACUUUCUGAUACGGUUAGAGGCACCGUACAAAAAAGUGCGAGCACGUUGCGGCGGUUACUGUGGCACCUGUUCGGUGUCCCGAAGUACAGGACUGUUCCUAGAGCUGGCGUGAAGUUCGCCGAGCCACUUUCCUACUCUCACAAAUUUUUAGCGCUUGAUCCGCCAAGUCGGACACUGCGAACGAAAACAUAUAAGUCGUUAUUUCGGUGCAUUUGCAUUUGUUUAGUGUUUUGACAACUGUGCACAAAAUCGACUAUCCGAGCUGCCACUUGACAAUUAACAAUAAGUAGGAGGUGCCAACUAGUUACACAUACAUCUUAAGUCCAUUUUAUAGCAAAACAAAAUAUUUAUUGAAAAAUCCCUAUAACGACGCCUAAAGCAUUAUUGAUUGAUUGAUUUAUCUUUAUUUAGGAGGCUUUCAGCCUAAGGCUGGUUCGCCUCCAACUAAAGCAUUAUUUUGUUUUUCAGAAUUCGAUAGUUUUGGAAAAGAUUUUUUUUUUUGUUUAUAGUGGAAAAGCGAACCGCACGCCAGCAUUAGGUAGGAUCCAAAAGGACCAAGCGAAAACAAAACAAAUACUAAAGGCAGUGUUGCCAGCCGAAUAGCAACUAAAGACUGACAGGAAAAAAGGUUGAAGCGAACGACUAAUUAACUGCUGAGGCGAUAGCGCAUGCACUGUGUGACACACUAUUUCUCUGGUCCUCGGUCCCAGAUCUGGCUGUCUCUUUGUUCUGUUUUAUUGAGCAAAUUGUGACAGCGCAGCCGCUUUUGAUAUUAUUAAAACCGUAAGAGUAAACUUGUAAUCUCGACUAAUCUUAUUUUGUGUGUGCUUUUCUAACGAUAACGAACGCUUGCGAAAUAUUGUAAAUGGAAUUAGAAAAAGUGUGCCUCAGAAAACGAAAACAGAAAUGUUCAGAAAUACGAUUUGCGAAUUAUACAAAAGUACAAAUUUUCGGAUUUUAACCCACGCAAGGUAGAUCCUGAAUCUCAAAA